UCUCCUGCACCCUCGCUUCGCUUCUCUGUUUGCACAAGAUGUCGGCUAUUUACUGUGGUUGGGGAAUUUCCGUAUUAGGGUUCCGGCGAGGUUCAUCCGAUCCUAUAGAAGCUCAUCCCCUCCAACAUUUCGCUCGCCUUUCACCCUCUCGACACCUCGGAAGGUUGGCAGAAGCUACAGGAUUAAAAUUGAAGAAACAUGGUGUUCUGAAAAUAUCUGCUUCUGGUUCCAACCCACCUGAUUCCAAUACCAGCAGAGAACGCAAAUGCAGCAGCAGCUCGUCUGGAUCUGAUCCCCCACUUCUCACUAUCUUAGCCGGACUUGUGAUUUUCCUCCUUGUUUUGGUGGCUCUAGCCUCCAUUUUCCUCUGGCUUCUCGGCUUAAUUCUCCAUCCACCGAGCCGCUAGUCUCUCUCAUCAAUCAUCAAUGUACUCUCUCUCUCUCUCUCUCUCUCUCUCUCUCUCUCUAGCAUUAUUGUAAUUUAUUUCAAAACAUGUUUGUCAACUUAAGCCUUAAUUUUGCCCAAGUCUUGAAUGAAAUUCGACGUAAAACUUCGAUUUAUUAAA
Molecule: messenger RNA, 566 nt
Organism: Phalaenopsis equestris
Lineage: Eukaryota; Viridiplantae; Streptophyta; Magnoliopsida; Asparagales; Orchidaceae
Exons: 2
Coding region: 39-407 (122 amino acids)
Source: RefSeq, a predicted model, not a curated record